AUGAGUUCCAAAAAUCUUGUCCUGGGUUUCGCCGGGAUGGUCACGGCUGCCGCAGCGUGGGCAAUCUGGGGUAGCGACAUGUUCCCGUCCGAGCCAGACCCAACAGGAGAUCCUGAAUAUUGGACUGCCGACGAGAUGCGGAGAUGGCUUCGCAAUAGAGCUCUCCUGCCCACUGAACAGGCCACACGCGACGAAUUACUCGAGCGUGUCAAAGCGAAUCUGCGCGUACCGCCGAGAUCGACCACCUGA
Molecule: messenger RNA, 249 nt
Organism: Aspergillus lentulus
Lineage: Eukaryota; Fungi; Ascomycota; Eurotiomycetes; Eurotiales; Aspergillaceae
Product: Ish1 domain-containing protein
Source: RefSeq, a predicted model, not a curated record